This is a messenger RNA of Branchiostoma floridae (Florida lancelet), 3562 nucleotides long. RefSeq names its product sodium-dependent multivitamin transporter-like. Gene Ontology annotation, biological process: biotin transport; pantothenate transmembrane transport; sodium ion transport. The record is from RefSeq and is a predicted model, not a curated record. NCBI's taxonomy places the organism in Eukaryota, Metazoa, Chordata, Leptocardii, Amphioxiformes, Branchiostomatidae. The transcript has 11 exons. Gene Ontology annotation, molecular function: sodium-dependent multivitamin transmembrane transporter activity. Gene Ontology annotation, cellular component: membrane. The coding region runs from base 297 to 2150 and encodes 617 amino acids.
GUCAGCACCAGUCAUCAGUGAAAGGUCCCGCGAAGGCUGUUGUUUGCAAACAGUCGGUGGGUCCAAAAGUCAUCAGACCAUAUCAGAAUGCAUUGAGAUAGUGCAUGAACGUUGUAUAUACUUACUUAAAACGUCUUUGUUUGACUGACUUUGGAAAUGUUCCUCUUCGUGCGCUUUCGACUCGUUCAAGUUCGCCCUGGCGGAUGUUAGCAGACGACGGAAGUGUGAACAACAUCUAUUGAUAGUGAGAUAGACUGUCAACCACAUUGACAGGGGUCAGCUGAAAAAAUUCCAACAUGGCCGUCACGCCGCAGUUUUCAGUGGCAGACUACGCCGUCUUCGCCGUGUCGCUCCUCAUCUCAGCUGGUAUCGGCUUGUACUACGCACUAACUGGUGGCAAACAGCGUACCACUCAGGAGUUCCUGAUGGCUGACAGGAAGAUGUCAGCUGUUCCCGUGGCGAUGUCACUCAUGGCCAGCUUCUGUUCAGCCAUCGCACUGCUGGGACAGCCUGCAGAGGUGUAUAGGAAUGGCUCAGAAUACUGGAUGCUGGGGUUUGCGUACUUCCUGAUGCUGCCCCCCGUGGCCCUCCUCUACCUCCCUGUGUUCUACCAGCUCAAGCUGACUAGCUGUUACGAGUACCUGGAGCUACGCUUCUCCAAACCUGUGCGCCUGGUUGCCACAGUUGUGUACAACAUACAGAUGGUGUUGUACAUGGGCAUUGUGCUGUAUGCACCUGCUCUGGCUCUCAAUGCUGUAACUGGGGUUGACUUGUGGGGCACAGUGCUAACCCUGGGUGUCAUCUGUACUUUUUACACCACUGUGGGAGGCAUGAAGGCUGUCAUCUGGACAGACACAUUUCAGACAGUCAUCAUUCUGGCAGGACAGUUAGCUGUACUGAUCCAGGGCAGUAUAGACGUUGGCGGCUUUCACAAGGUGUGGGAUAUUGCAACUAGUGCCAAGAAGGUGGAAUUCUUUGACCUUGACCCCAACCCGCUGACCCGACACACGUUCUGGACUCUGGCAGUCGGUGGGACUGUGAUGAUGAUGGCCCUGUAUGCAGCAAAUCAGGCUACAGUGCAGAGGUAUCUAAGUGUAAAGUCUGAGCGAGCUGCCAAGGUGACCUUGAUGGUGACAGCACCAACCCUGCUGUUCACCCUGGUGCUCAGCUGUCUGAUUGGUCUGGUCAUGUACGCACGAUAUGCAGACUGUGACCCAAAGGCCAUGGGUAAGAUCAACAGUUAUGACCAGCUGCUGCCGCUGUUUGUGAUGGAGAUCAUGAGAUAUUUGCCUGGCAUGCCCGGCUUAUUUGUGGCCUGCAUCUUCAGCGGUGCCCUCAGCACCAUAUCUUCUUCGCUCAACUCCCUGGCUGCUGUCACUCUGGAAGAUGUCAUCAGACCAUUCACCAAGAACAUGCCUGAGGCUAAGAUCACAUGGAUCAGUAAAGGUCUGGCUCUUGCCUAUGGAGUUAUCUGCAUCGGCAUGGCAUGGGUAGCCUCUCAGAUGGGAGGAGUGCUGCAGGCUGCCCUGAGUAUAUUUGGUCUGGUGGGUGGCCCCCUGCUCGGACUCUUCUCCCUGGGGAUGUUCUGUCCCUGUGCCAAUGCCAUUGGUGCAUUCGUCGGCCUUCUCAGUGGCCUAACUGUGUCGCUCUGGAUCGGCAUCGGUGCAUUUGUCUCCCGCUACACCGCUCCUGCGCCCCCCGCACCGGAAGUCCCCACAUUCUGCUAUGGCUUUGCAUCAAACUCUACAGUCCUUUGGGGUCUGGACAAUGUGACCAUGCAGUCUUCGGUGUCCAUUGGAACAACUGGCGCACCGUCGAACGUGACGGCCGGCACGGCAGCUGUCUCGGUCAGCAGCAUCUACAGCCUGUCCUACCUGUGGUACAGUCUGGUGGGGGCAGCUGUGGUCAUCCUCAUCGGCCUCCUGGUCAGCGUGCUGACGGGAUGCUCGCGGGGACGGAGGCUGGACCCCAGGACGAUCUCACCCGUGUGCCGGUGGAUGUGCCGGGGUCUGCCCGAGCAGGUUGUCAUGGAAACAGAACGCAGGACGGAGGACCGUCAGCAGUUGCACAAUGGUGACGAAAACCAGGAACUUACAAACGGUGUCCCCAAAGAGGUGUCAUCUUUUGUAGAAGUGGAAACUGCACUGUAGUUUGUGACUUGCUUUGUGUAAAAAUUUGUUCUGUGCAUGACUGUAAAUGUACCUUCUAUCAUUCUGCAGUUUGCACAUGAUGACACAUUUCACUCUUGCCUUCAUAAGAUUGUAACUUGCUUUAUAAGGAAAUUACAGGCAAUGAUAGAGGAUAUAGAGCAUUGAUUUUACACUGAAAUCCUGAUAUGUUGAUGGUAAUUGCUUUGUAUGAAAUAGACAUUGUAAUAACCUGUUUAGACAUGAUACGUUUAUGUAUAUUUAGAGUGUAUAUUUGUAUAUUUAGUAGUAGCAACAAGACAGUAAUGGAAGUGUUUGUAAUAUUUAAUAGUUUUAUGAAUAAUUUUCCCCUUCACUUUCUGAACUUAGAAAGACUCAAAUGUGGUAGCUAAUUUAAGACUCAGGUACCUUUUAAAGCAAUUCAUAUGUUGUAUUUUCUGAAAAUGCAUUUGCAGUGACCAAAUAAUGAUUAAGACUGCCCACUGCUUUUUAUAGCCAUACACCUAUACUGAUAAGAUUUUAUGGAGGACCCUUAAAAUGAUGCAAACAUACAAAAAAAAGCUUGAAAAUUGAAAUAUCUAAGAUUAAUCCAAACCCUGACCUACCCUACCCUUACAGAGCCUAACCAUGCCCAUCAAUGGCACACCAGUCGGUAAUGACCCCACCUUUAAUAGUAUUGUUGCAAAUCUUUGCCUGUAGUGGACAUGUUAUUUUUUCUUAUUGAGGCAAAAUUAGUAUUCAUGCAUAUCAGUUUUCAUAAAAUCAAGGCAAUGUGGCAAUGGCUUGUUCAUGAGGUGAAUACUUAAUGUCAAUCUGUGCCAUUAUUAAAAUGAAUGCAGUAUUUUAUCCAUUGUACUAUUAAGGUGCCAAUGUCUAGUAGGUACACGUGUACAUCUGUACCAUGAGCUGUACAGGCUCGUCGUUGUGAAGGGACUGUUGAAUUAUACUGUAAACAAGACCUGGAAUUUUGAUAUGAAUUAUGUGGUGUCUAACAAUUUGCAGUACUUUAAUGAAUAGCAGGAAAAUAUUCCAUUCAGAAUGAUGCAGUAAGAUAUUGAAAUAUGUGCACAGGUAUGUAUGCACUUUCUAGUGACCAAAUGUGUUGUGACUGAGGUGGAGUAUAUUACCCAUUCCUAUGUGUAUUCCUGUACUAGUCUUUAAUCUGAGAAAUGUGGCCAUAUUACAGAGAAACAAGGAUGAUACAAGUCAUGUAAGUGUUUGUCAGAGCUGAAAAUAUCUGAUAUUUCAAAAUUAGUUUCUUUUUGCUGCACAGUUUGUACUUCUAAGUUUUGAUAACAAAGUUGUGCCUUACUUAUUGAUUGUAGUCUAUGAAGCCAUAUGUAUUUGCUCCACUUUAAGAACAAUUACAUGUAUGUAUUGUAGAUUCAUUACAUAAAUAUAUUAUGGUUUUACAG